GAUCUGACAGCAGUUAGAAGAUACUAAAGCAUCCAAGGAGAUUAAAGCACCAACGAGGAGACUGAUCCCUAGAAGAAUUACUUUUCCUUACAGAACCAAAGAGAGGACAGCAGAAAACUUUUUCUUGAAGGAGUUCCGGAAAGUUCGGUACCUGAAGAUAAGCUCUAAGAUUUCUGGUGUGCGUACAGAUGAAGGCUGCACCUGGGUACUUUAUGCUUUCCUAGCACUUUCUUGCCCCCUUGCUGCCCUUGGCAAACUCUUAAUACAAGAGCCAUGGCAUUGCAACUUUCCUACUCUUUGCAAGCCACGGCGGUUAUAGCUGCAAUCAUCACUUUCCUCAUCCUAUUUACUAUUUUUGGGAAUGUAUUGGUUAUUAUAGCUGUGCUUACCAGUCGCUCCCUGAAGGCUCCUCAGAAUCUAUUCCUGGUGUCACUGGCAGCAGCAGACAUCCUGGUAGCCACUCUUAUAAUACCGUUCUCCUUGGCCAAUGAACUGAUGGGCUAUUGGUACUUUGGAAAGAUCUGGUGUGAGAUGUACUUGGCAUUAGAUGUUCUCUUCUGCACUUCCUCCAUCGUGCACCUAUGCGCCAUCAGCUUGGACAGGUACUGGUCGGUCAGCCAAGCCAUUGAGUAUAACUCAAAGAGAACUCCUAGAAGGAUAAAGUGCAUCAUCCUUAUAGUAUGGACCAUAGCUGCUUUGAUCUCGUUGCCUCCACUUAUUUACAAGGGUAAAAAGAAAGAUCUACAGAACGAAAGACCCCAGUGUAAACUGAACGAGGACCCUUGGUACAUCCUCUCCUCCAGCACCUGUUCUUUCUUUGCACCCUGCCUUAUUAUGAUUUUGGUGUAUAUUAGAAUAUACUUCAUAGCAAAACAAAGGAGCAGGAAAAGCACAGACCCUACCAAAUCCAAGGUGGCGGCAUCUAAGUUUUUAAGCCAUACAACCAGACCCUGGCUGGAGCGUUCAACUGUACAUGGUCAAGAUUUAAGUGUUACAAAAGAAAAGGCUGGUUCCAUGCAGCAGGAUUCUCUGCAAGCUCUCCCGGUGUCUUCUCCUACGCCAGAGAAAAAAGCGGUCCAACUACCGAAGCCGGUCAACAGACCGCAAGAUGAUGGCCUAAAGCAUACCAAUGGUCACGGCCUAACCAAGAUGGACACUGUCGCCACUAUCAAAGGUGUAGUGUUACUGGCUAACAAGAACAAAGACUCUGCACCAGACUUUGCAAAGAAGAAAAGCCACCUCAACAGGGAAAAGAGGUUUACCUUUGUCCUGGCUGUCGUUAUUGGUGUGUUUGUUUUGUGCUGGUUUCCUUUCUUCUUCACUUACAGCUUGGGAGCCAUCUGUCCUGUGCUGUGUUAUGUCCCAGAAAGUGUCUUUCAGUUUUUCUUCUGGAUAGGAUACUGCAACAGCUCCCUGAACCCUGUUAUAUACACCAUCUUCAACCAGGACUUCAGAAAAGCGUUCAGAAGAAUACUUUGUAGGCAAUGGACACACACAGCCUGGUGACCAGGAAGGAGCCUUUCAGAACUUCUAUUUAUUAGACUGGAUUGACUUGAUUUGAUGUAUGAAUAUGGAGGGGGGAGGCUUUAUAUAAAAAUCCAUUGAAAUCGGUUGUCACUAGAUUUUGUUAGGUUAGCAGUUUUGCUGAUCUUG
Molecule: messenger RNA, 1653 nt
Organism: Spea bombifrons (plains spadefoot toad)
Lineage: Eukaryota; Metazoa; Chordata; Amphibia; Anura; Pelobatidae
Gene: ADRA2B
Product: adrenoceptor alpha 2B
Exons: 1
Coding region: 274-1506 (410 amino acids)
Biological process (GO): regulation of vasoconstriction; platelet activation; adenylate cyclase-activating adrenergic receptor signaling pathway
Cellular component (GO): membrane
Molecular function (GO): alpha2-adrenergic receptor activity
Source: RefSeq, a predicted model, not a curated record